Messenger RNA from Hordeum vulgare subsp. vulgare (domesticated barley), 1102 nucleotides. RefSeq names its product protein OSB1, mitochondrial-like. The record is from RefSeq and is a predicted model, not a curated record. Gene Ontology annotation, cellular component: mitochondrial nucleoid. NCBI's taxonomy places the organism in Eukaryota, Viridiplantae, Streptophyta, Magnoliopsida, Poales, Poaceae. Gene Ontology annotation, biological process: mitochondrial DNA replication; positive regulation of helicase activity. Gene Ontology annotation, molecular function: single-stranded DNA binding. The transcript is spliced from 4 exons. Bases 4 to 888 code for a protein of 294 amino acids.
GGUAUGCUGCGAUCCCUCGCCGCCGCCGCGCGCUCGCCGGCGGCCGCCGCGUGGCGGCGCCUCCUCCACCAUGGCAGAGGCAUCGGCGGUGGGGAGGAGGCGGAGAGCAUGGCGUACCGCAUGUCGAUGCUGCGGCCUCCUACCGUCGCGCGGAAGAAGGAUAUUAUUAGCUCUAACUCGUGCAGCCUCAUCGGCCGCCUCAACGCGCCGGUGCGCCUGCACCUCAACAGCUCCGAGGAGGACCCGAAGGCUUACACCUUCCUCUGCGUCACGCCCUCUUCCUCGUCCUCGUCCUCGUCGACCUCUUCCAACUUCCAAGUGACAUUGCAGAUGAAGGGCGAUCUGGCAAAUGUGUGCCUGAAGCAUUUGAAGUACAAAGACCUUGUACAUGUAUCUGGCUUUCUGAACUCUUAUCAUAAAGUCAGCGAAACUGGUGAACUGUAUGUGUACUACAAGAUUCAUGUCAAGGAACUGAAUUACGUUUAUGAUCCUAAGAAGGCUAGGAAUGAUAAUGACUCGGUAGAUCCAGCAUCAACACCAUCUGCGGAUACUCAAACACUUGAAGAAACCAAGUGCAGAGAAAGGCUUCGUCUGUGGCAAGUCUUCUUUGCCAGCCCUUACGAGUGGUGGGAUAACCGGCAAUACAAACCAUACGCCGGUUGCCCUGAUUUUAAGCACAAGGACACCCGUGAGCAGCUAUGGCUUCAUCCAGAUGACCCUCCUUGGGUAAUAAAGCAGCUCAAAUUGAUUGACCAGCAAACAGCAGAGAGUGGUCGCAGGGAUGGCAAAGGGCGAUUGACAAACCCAAAAUGGGACGCUCAAGAUUUCAACUACUCUGACGAAUGUCAUGAUGAUGAGCAAGACAUACGAAGGCAGGCGAAUGGAUGACUGAGUUCUGGAAGAUGACUGAUGAGGCAGGUAUCCUGCACUGAUUAUGCUUGACUGUAAAACUGAAUGGAAGUGUGUAUGUAUAGAUGGUAGAGAAAUCGAUCACAGGACUCGUCUGAUUAUGGGAUUUGGUCCUUUUGGGUGUAGUGUGGGUUGUAAUUCAUGUACAUUCAGUGCUGCCUUGGAGCGAAUCUGGACGCACCACACUUAUUAA